Molecule: messenger RNA, 540 nt
Organism: Hibiscus syriacus
Lineage: Eukaryota; Viridiplantae; Streptophyta; Magnoliopsida; Malvales; Malvaceae
Exons: 2
Coding region: 1-540 (179 amino acids)
Source: RefSeq, a predicted model, not a curated record
AUGGAAAUCCCUAAGAAUGCAAGCUGGAGCUUCAAAUAUCUGCUGAAAAUUAGGCCUGAUGUUGCUCACCUCUUUUCGAGUCAGGUCUGUGAUCUUAGUACGAGGCUGCCUACUCGGGUUAGGCUCUUGCGAAUGGGCCUAACCAUUGAAACUGAUAAAUACUUACUAUGUGGCAAUGAGGCAGAGACAAGAGAUCACAUGUUCUUUGAAUGUCGAUUUGCUAAGGAGCUAUGGGGCUCUAUUCUUGAACUGUGUUGCAUCUCUCGUGGAACUAGCAGUUGGGAUGGUGAACUGACUUGGGCUUCUCUGCUAUUCAAGGGUAAGUCUCUCAUUGUGAGAAUUCUUAAACUUGUUUGGACCGGUCACGUUUAUGGCAUAUGGAAGGAAAGAAAUGGCAGAUUGUUUAGGAGCAGAGCAAAAUCAAAGGAAGAAGUGCUGGGAGAUAUUAAGGAGACCAUCCGAGUCCGGCUGGAAGGCAAAUCUUUUAACAGAGCAGACUCUUCCAACACUGCCCUGUGUGUAAAGUGGGGCAUUGCCUGA